AUGUUUGAGUUAGAUUAACUGGUCCAACCAUUCAGGAAAUUAGUUUUGUCAAUUGCUAAAAUAGAAACACUUAGCUCUUAGAUACCUACAUUAUUUAAGCUUGAUAUUUAACAUGAUAAUUUUGAUAUGUCUGAAACUUCUAAGUUAAAAGAAAUUCCUUAUGGUAAUACAUUAAAUUAGUUAAAGCCUUGUAUUCCUAAGAUAAUAUCAGGUAUAUUUUAAAAUUAUUUAAAAGAGAAAUCUACAUAAGAAGAAGUAGGUGGAGGAUAAACUUUAAGGAUUGUAUAAAAUACAAAUGCAAAUCCAGUGUAUUAGGUAUGA
Molecule: messenger RNA, 321 nt
Organism: Tetrahymena thermophila SB210
Lineage: Eukaryota; Ciliophora; Oligohymenophorea; Hymenostomatida; Tetrahymenidae
Exons: 3
Source: RefSeq, a predicted model, not a curated record